AUGGCGCCUCAACUCGACAGCUUCUUCAAGCAGGUUGACAGCAACACAGAUGUCUUCAUCGAGCGUCUGCGCAAGGCUGUCGCCAUCCCCUCCAUCUCGGCCGAGGAUGCUCGCCGCCCUGAUGUUGUUCGCAUGGGCCACUUCCUGGCCGACGAGCUGAAGGCUCUGGGUGCCGAGGUUGAGCUGCGUCCUCUUGGCAAGCAGCCUCACAAGGAGCAUCUCGAUCUGCCCCCCGUUGUCCUCGGACGAUAUGGAAACGAUAAGAACAAGCGAACAAUCCUGGUCUACGGCCACUACGAUGUCCAGCCUGCGGAGAAGAGCGACGGAUGGGCAACCGAGCCUUUUGAGCUCACGGUCGACGACAAGGGCCGCAUGUUCGGUCGUGGCUCAACCGACGACAAGGGACCUGUCCUGGGCUGGCUCAACGCCAUUGAGGCCCACCAGAAGGCUGGCGUCGAUUUCCCCGUCAACCUGUUGAUGUGCUUUGAGGGUAUGGAGGAGUAUGGAUCCGAGGGUCUUGAUGACCUGAUCAAGGAGGAGGCUAAGAAGUUCUUCGCCGAUGCCGAUGCCGUCUGCAUUUCGGACAACUACUGGCUCGGAACUGAGAAGCCCUGCUUGACCUAUGGUCUCCGAGGCUGCAACUACUACUCCAUCGAGGUUUCUGGCCCCGGUGCCGACUUGCACAGCGGUGUUUUUGGUGGACAGGCCCACGAACCCAUGACCGAUCUUGUUAGCGUCAUGGGCUCCCUUGUUGACUCCAAGGGCAACAUCCUGAUCCCUGGCAUCUCGGAGCAGGUUGCCCCCGUCACUGCUGAUGAGGAGAAGCUCUACGAAAGCAUUGCUUUCACCAUGGAGAACCUGCACGAGUCUCUGGGCAGCACCACCACCAUCCACGAGGAGACCAAGCCCACUCUGAUGGCUCGCUGGAGAUACCCCUCGCUCUCUCUCCACGGUAUCGAGGGUGCUUUCUCUGCCCCUGGCGCCAAGACUGUCAUUCCUGCCAAGGUCGUUGGCAAGUUCUCCAUCCGAACUGUCCCCGACAUGGACAUUGAGACGACCAACAAGGUUGUCUACAAGUAUGUCGAGGAGCAGUUUGCCAAGCUUGGCAGCAAGAACAGCAUGAAGGUUUAUGCCCAGCACACCGGAAAGUGGUGGGUUGCCUCACCAAAGCACUGGAACUUUUCCGCCGCUGCCAAGGCGGUCGAGCGUGUCUGGGGCGUCGAGCCCGACUUCACUCGUGAGGGUGGAAGUAUCCCCGUCACCCUGACCUUUGAGGAGGCCACUGGCAAGAACGUCCUGCUGCUGCCCAUGGGAAGCUCAACAGAUGGCGCUCACUCCAUCAACGAGAAGCUUGACAAGCGCAACUACAUUGAGGGCAUCAAGCUGCUGGGUGCUUACCUGCACUACGUCGCCGAGGAGCCCCAGAACUAA
Molecule: messenger RNA, 1431 nt
Organism: Trichoderma breve
Lineage: Eukaryota; Fungi; Ascomycota; Sordariomycetes; Hypocreales; Hypocreaceae
Product: peptidase family m20/M25/M40 domain-containing protein
Exons: 2
Coding region: 1-1431 (476 amino acids)
Biological process (GO): proteolysis
Molecular function (GO): metallodipeptidase activity
Source: RefSeq, a predicted model, not a curated record